ACGGAGGGAGGGAGGGAGACGGGGCGACGUUUCGGAAGAAACGCUCUAACUAAACUAGCAGCGCAGACGGCAAACAUGGCGCCUACCUCCGCCGACAACUUCAGAUGAAAUUGCGAGGAGACGCCUGCAAAGUUUGACAGGAGUAGAGGAACCGGCGGAGGGAUGCUUUCCUGCUCCUCCUCCUCCGGGCGGAAAGUCCUCGUCGACACGGAAUAAAUAAAAAAAGCGGCGAAGCGGCAAGUUGCCUCCAUGUCAACAUAGUCUCUCCCGUUGCAGCGCAAACAGCUGGUAAGCCCAGCCAUGAUCGAGGACAAGGGUCACCGUGUGACCGACUACUUUGUGGUGGCGGGCCUGACGGACAAGUCCACGCCGCUGGAGCAGGACCUGUCGGAGACCAAGUCCAGCGGGCCCAAAGCGCCCAUCACGGACCUGGCUGUCAUCAACAGGUCAGCCGGUGAAGCCGUCCCUGAGGGCUUCACCUGUAUAGAGACCACCUACAGCGGCCAGCCAGCCAACCUCAACCACGGCAGCCUCAAGAGUCCCGAGCUCUUCCUGUGCUACAAAAGGGGUCGGGGCAGACCUCCGCUCAUCGACAUUGGAGUGCUGUAUGAGGGUAAGGACCGUCUGAUCCAGGGCUGCGAGGUUGUCCAGGCCACUCCAUACGGCCGCUGCGCCAACGUCAACAACAGCUCCGCCAACGCACAGCGCAUCUUCAUCACUUUCCGCCGAGCCGCCCCGGUCCGGCCCCAGAACUCCCUGGCAGUGACGGACAUCUGCGUGAUCAUCACCAGCAAGGGAGAGACGCCGCCGCAUACCUUCUGUAAAGUGGACAGGAACCUCAACUGUGGCAUGUGGGGCUCCAGUGUGUUCCUGUGUUACAAGAAAUCCGUAUCGGCGUCCAAUUCUAUAAGCUACAAAGCAGGCUUAAUCUUUCGCUACCCCGAAGAGGACUACGAGUCUUUUCCUCUGUCGGAGUCGGUUCCUCUCUUCUGUUUGCCCAUGGGGGCCAAGAUCGAAUGCUGGGCGCCGAACACCCGCGACCCCCUGCCGGUCUUCUCCACGUUCGUCCUGACCGUCUCUUCGGGUGAAAAGGUGUACGGAUCAGCCAUCCAGUUCUACGAGCCCUACCCCGUGGAUCUCAUGAGCGAGAAGCAGAAGAUCCAGCUGGGUCUCGUCACCCCCGUGGAGAAGAAGAUGAUCCCCAACCGCUCCGUACACACCAACAAAUGCAUCUGUCUGCUGUCCCGCUGGCCCUUCUUUGAGUCCUUCCGCAAGUUCCUGAUGUUUAUCUACAAGCUCUCGGUCUCAGGCCCUCACCCGCUGCCCGUUGAGAAGCACAUCUCGCACUUCAUGCACAACGUGUCAUUUCCUUCCCCUCAAAGGCCCCGGAUCCUUGUCCAGCUGUCGGCACAUGACACUUUGAUUCUCUCUCAGCCCGUGUGUACGCCUUUACCCCUCAGCGGGGCGGAUUACGGCACCCUGCUGAUGAAUCUGGGCGCUGAAAACUGCGCCACGCUGCUGCACUUUGUGCUCCUGGAGAACAAAAUCCUGCUGCACUCUCUGAGGCCCGCCGUGCUCACCGGGGUGGCGGAGGCAGUGGUGGCCAUGAUUUUCCCCUUCCAGUGGCAGUGUCCCUACAUCCCCCUGUGCCCGCUCUCUCUGGCUGGGGUCCUCAACGCCCCGUGUCCGUUCAUCGUGGGCGUCGACUCCCGCUACUUUGACCUGUACGACCCCCCGCCGGACGUCGUCUGCGUGGACCUGGACACCAACACCAUCUAUCUGUCUGACGAGAAGAAACACAGCAACUGGAAGUACCUCCCCAAGAAGCCCUGCAAGAGUCUGAUCAGCUCGCUGAGCAACUUGCACCACCAGCUGGCCACAGUGGCCGUUCGCCAGGCUCCAAACGAGGACUCCGCUCUGGACCUGACGCCCAUCGACGCGGACUUCACGUGGCACAAGAAGAAGAUGUCCCUGGAGAUGGAGAUCCAGGAAGCCUUCCUGCGCUUCAUGGCCUCCAUCCUGAAGGGCUACCGCUCCUACCUCAAACCCAUCACCCAGGCGCCCUCUGAGAAGGCCACGGCUGCAGACUCCCUUUACGACCUGCAAGGUUUCCUGAAGAGCAGAGACCGCGCCCACCAGAAGUUUUACUCCCAGCUCACAAAGACCCAGAUAUUCAUCCGUUUCAUCGAGGAGUGCACCUUUGUCAGCGACAAGGACACCGGCCUGGCCUUUUUCGAUGACUGUGUGGAGAAGCUUUUUCCCUCUGAUAAAAUCACCGACAAGGGUACCAAGGUUGAAGGAGAUUCAUCGGAGGACGCCAAGCUGCUGGAGCUGGACGAGUCUCAGAAGAGCGAGCACACGGUCUUCGUCAUGCCUCCAGAGCCUCCAGCUGACGGCGGAGCCGAACCCGCUCCCCGAUACACCUAUAAAGGUUUCCCCAGGCUGCAGCUGAACCUGUUUGACCGUCCCAGAGAGUUGCGUCCUGCGCUGAGCACCAGAGCAGCCGGGUCAGGUCUGUCCAGCAGCCCUGCUCUGCUGGCCAAGAGAACCAAGCAGGAGAUCAAGCUCGCCUACAAACUGGCCAAGCGGUUCUCCUCCAACCCGCCGCAGUGGCCGCGCUGCCUGUUGAGCCACUGCUACAGCCUGUGGUUCAUCUGCCUGCCUGCCGGCGUGCGCCUGGCCAAGUCCAAGAGCCGCGCCAUGCAGCAGGCCUACAACGUCCUGCUGAAGAUGAGGGAGGCUGAGGUGGAGAUCCUGGACGAGGUGUGUUACAGGGUAGUGAUGCAGCUCUGCGGCGUGUGGGGUCUUCCCGUCAUGGCGGUACGGGUCCUGGUAGAGAUGAAAAAGGCCGGCGUCCAGCCCAACGCCAUAACAUACGGAUACUACAACAAGGCCGUCUUCGAGGGCCCCUGGUCGAGUCGCAACCGCAGCGGCCUCUUCAUGUGGACCAAGUUGCGCAACGUGAUCCGUGGAGUGGCCCAGUUCAGGAAACUUCAGAAUGACUCCUCGCCCAAGAAGAAGAAACCGCCGACGACGACGACCACAGGUGCACCAGGAGAAGAGUCCACAGCCACAGAUGCUGAUAAUCUGAGUCACGGCAGCGCUCACAGCUCCAGUGAAGUUAACAGCGAGGAGCCCAAUGAGGACGCUGCAGAGGGCUGCAACACAGGAAGACAGUCGGAUCAGGGAUACGGGUCUAAGGAUGAGUUACACCAGGAGCUGGCAGAGCCCUCACCUACAGAAGAGCAUUCACCUGGGCAGAAAAACGCAGAGAAGAAGGAUCGGAGCGGGGGCGACAUUGCAGGCUCAGCGGGCAGCGAGCCCGGCAGUCCUGUCGACCUCCCUUCGCCCGUCCCCAGCAUCGUGAGGCUCUCCACGGGAAGCUUUGACGGCGGCAGGGAGCAGAAAACGGGGAAGCUGUUCCGGAGCCUCAGUAAGACGGACGGCGUGUCGCUGCCCGACCACGACGCCCCGCUGGCGGCCGAGGACGCGGCUCAGCACCAGCGGCAGAAAUCCUUCUCGGAGCGCAGCUGCAGCUUCAGCGUGGAGACGCGCGCCGGCAUGCUGCUGGAGAAAGGCGUGGACCACAUGGCCAGCCGCAUGGGCGCCGACGCCCGCAUCCUCACCGCCGCGCUCUCUGGGGCGCAGAGUCCGCCGCCUUACGGCAAGAACAAGGCCCUCUUCGAAGACCUGGAGGAGGAGCCCGGCGAGGACAAAAAGCUUUUAAAGAAGGAGGCCCAGAGAGAGUGUGAGGAGGCCAAAGGGGAGGAGCAGCAGGCGGAGGUCGCUGAGGUGAAGGGCAAACGUGAGAGGAGGCAAACCGAGUCGCACGAUGAGGAGUCCGGAGUCAAAGGAGCCACGCUGGAGAGGGCCGACGUGGAGGCGGGGGCCGACCCGCUCUCCCUCCUGGUGUCCGCGAAGGAGGAGUGCGCUUCGGUCGGCAGCCAGGAGCCGGCGCGCCCCGUGCCCAGCGUCGUCGUCUCCCGCAACCUGGCCGAGGAAAUCGAGAUGUACAUGAGCCUGAAGAGCCCGCUGGGGUCCAAAUCCUCCAGCAUGGAGCUGCAGCAGGCCCAGGGCGACUCCCCCGACGGCUCGAGGUCUCUUGAGCGCAGGUGCAGCCUCCCCGCGCCUCCCGCCAAGAGCGCGGGCGCCUCGCCGGCCGACACGCCCAAACGCAGCCCAGGCACCGUCACUCGCUCCAAGACGUUCACGGCAAAGCUCCCCGCCCCCAGGUCCUCCUCGCUGACUGCCAUGGUCAAGUCCACGCAGGCGGGGUCGCUGGGAUCCGUCAUCAACACCAUUUCAGGGAUCAAGAUGGACUCCCUGCUGUCCGGGGCCAAGAUCGACGUGCUGAAGUCGGGCAUGAAGCAGGCGGCGAACGUGGGCAGUAAAAUGUGGGGCGCCGUGGCGUCGGCCUUCACUUAUUCCGACGACGAGGAUGAAGAGCCUCCGGGUGCGGCCGGCUUCCCAAGGCGUCUGGACGAGCAUCUGCUGCCGGCGCGUGACCUGGAGGAGAGCCCCGAGAAGAGGAGCGUCGCGGGUCUGGCGGCGAACGGUCUGAACCGCAGCAGCACCAGCCUGGGCAGCAGCAGCGGCAGCAGCAGCGACACGGGCCGCGGCACGCAGCAGACAUGUGCAACUCCGGGGCGUCCGGGCCGGGGUCCUGACUCUGAGCAGAGCUCCUCGCAUCACGCCUCCUCCUCCAGCAUCUUCCAGGCCUGCGCGCUGGAGGUGCUGAUGUCCAGCUGCUCCCAGUGCCGCUCCUGUGAGGCCCUGGUGUACGACGAGGAGGUGAUGGCAGGCUGGACCGCGGACGACUCCAAUCUGAACACGAACUGUCCGUUCUGCCGGACCGCCUUCCUCCCGCUGCUGCACAUAGAGUUUCAUGACCUCCGCACGACGCCCGAUUUUUAUAUGAAUCCGAGUGCCUCGGGGGAAAGCCUCCACAGCAGCAGCACUCAGCCCACUGCGAGCAGCUUGGCUGACAUAAAGACCCCGGACCUGAUCACGUUCUCCCAGGACGAGUCGAAGGAGGAUGCAGACAGUCGUCCUGCAGCUCACAAGAGCCUGAUUCCAGAGCCGGUGCAGUCGGACCCACUGGGUCUCCUGGGGCACCAGGCAGCAGGGUUGCAGGAGAGAUGUGGCGGCACUUCGCUGACGCGCAGCAACAGCGUCGGAGGUCCGCUGCAGAGUCUGGACUACUCUCUGAGACCCGGACACGGCGUCUCCACCACCAGCCUGCCCUGCAGCCUGCAGGAAGUGUCGGACGGGAUCGGCAAGAAACGUCCAAAUCCCAAGCCGGUGUCCGUGCCGUACCUCAGCCCUCUGGUGCUGCGCAAGGAGCUGGAGACGCUGCUGGAGAACGAAGGAGACCAGGUCAUCUACACCCACAAGUUCCUCAGUCAGCAUCCCAUCAUCUUCUGGAACCUGGUGUGGUACUUCCGGCGCCUGGACCUCCCGUCUCACCUGCCCGGCCUCAUCCUCACCUCUGAGCACUGCAACAACGGAGUACAGCUUCCUCUGACGUCGCUGUCUCAGGAUAGUCGGCACGUCUUCGUCCAGCUGCUGUGGGACAACAUCAACCUGCAUCAGGAACCCGAGGAACCGCUUUACCUCCUCUGGAGGAGUUUCAUGGAGAAAAAGGGGACUUUGGCUCCGACGGACCACCAGGAGAUCCGAACGCUCCUCAACAGCAUCGUACGAAGCAUCCAGACGAACGACGUCUACGGUCCCAUCACCCUGCUGCUGCGGGAGAUCAAGCAGCGUCCAGGCGGCGUUAAACGGCAGAGGAGUAUUUAUAGGGAAAUACUGUUUCUUUCACUGGUGUCCUUGGGACGGGAGAACAUUGACGUUGAGGCCUUCGACAGAGAGUACCGGCAGGCCUACGACCACCUGAGCCAGGAGCAGCUGAAGUCUCUGCACCGCAUGGACCGCCCGCCCAGCCCCAGCGUCCACUGGUGUCUGAGGUGCUUCGGCGCGCCCUUCAUCUGAACACGGUUCUGCCUCGUGGCGUUCGUUCUCUCUGCUGGAGAAAGGAGGACGGUGAACUUCUUAAACCUCUUCCCAUUGCUAGACAUGGUACUUUAAAAGCUGCUGGUCGUCUGCUUUCUGACGCAAACGUUUCUGCUUCCUGGGUAAAAAAGAGCUGCGUCUCGUCUCGCGUCAUUGUCCUUUUUUGUUGUUUUUGAACAGAAUGUGUUCUCUGUCCGCUCGGCGGUCACUUCCUUCUCGCCUUGUAGCUUCUCCCAGAUCAGAUAAAGUGGGAUUACAUCCCAGACUGCAGAACCUGACAGUUCUGCACGUGCACUUUCCAAAACGCGGAAUAACACAAAUACUGAGUUUUCACCCACCUGUUUGUACGCAUCUUUCAUUGAAAUGAGAAACCUGAAACCAGAGCUACCCUUUUUUGUUUCGUUUUUUUUUCCUUCCAAGUCUUAAUGAAAUACUCGAGAUGUCUAAGUGUAAAUAUACAAGCUCACGUUGUCUGUUUCAGUGACGGAGGACAAUCAAUAGUUAGCGAUGGCUAAAAUGGGAUUCGUGACAUUCCAGAUUGGCCUGCAGCCGGAGUGCUGACCUCUGCAACAACACCUAAUGCCUAAAAGGCAGGACCGCCACACUACCCAAUUACUACCAUAAACGAGCAACACGCUAACGCAAGGACGCUCGGUUUGCUUUUAACAACGGUCUGUUUUUAACAGCACCCUGCUGCCUUUCAUCUGCCGGCAGGCCUUAUUGUGGUAGAGCUCAUAAGUACUGGAGCUAUUUUUCUUUUCUUUUUUUUUCCUCCUUGCACCAAAUAAAGCCUUCAGAUGUUUUUAAAGUAGAAAACCUAGUGAAUUUCAGAUGUAUUCAUUCUCCCUAGACUCUUUGAUAUGUUGUCACGUUAAAACCACAAGUGGACAAAGUGGUGUCUGAUUGUGUGAAAUGAAAGGAAAACGAUUCAUGUUGUUUUUUUUAUUUUAUUUAAAUGUUGAAAAGUUGAGCAUUUGUAUUCAGCCCUCCUCAGUCGGCGUUUCUCUCUACCAGCUUUGCAUAUUUAGAGGCGGUCAAAUUGGAUGGAGCGCGGCUGUUAAAAGGACAUUUUCGCCUCUUCCCAUUUAUUCAGUUUUAUUUAGGUCCAAUCUAACAUAUGAAUAGAAUAUACUUUGAGCUACACUCCCAGUGUCAAUGUUUCUUGUUUUUUUUUGCAGCUUCCAACAGGAAAUCCAUCCUUGCAGCAUGAUGGUGUGUUCAAGGUGAUGAGAAUUUACUAAUUAGGCAGCUUCUGAGAGAGCAGAUGGGUUUUGUUUAGGUGUUAUUGGAGGAAAAAGGAGGCUGGAUACAAUGGCAUGCCACACUUUUCAGAUUUUUAAUCAUAAUAAAAAUGGAUAACUAUGUGUCGUCUUCCUUCCACUUAACAUAAAUGCACCAGUUGUUCUGUCACAUGAGUAAAAUUAAAUAAUUUUGAAGUUUGUGGUUGUGACGGGACAAAAGUUGGGGAGUUGAAUCCCUUUUUCAAGUCGCUGUAACACACACACACACACACACACACACACACACACACACACACACACACACACACACACACACACACACACACACAGUCAGUGUAAAGUUGGUCCAGUACCCGGUCCCAGAGCUGCAGAAACCAGAACUUGUUGAUUUACUGCUGAUACCCUGCCACAUUCCACUAGAUGCUGGAGCACGGCGUGAAUCGGCGUGACCUGUUGGGAAAUGGGCCUUUUUUUUUUUUUUUUUUUUUUUUUUUUUAGAUCCACGUAGGAAGCGUGACUUGUACAGAUGAAAUAAUGUAAAAAAUAUUCCAUUUGCACUGCUUAGAAUAAAAUCUGGACUUAACCCAGUGUGACUAUAAGAUUAAGCCACAUUCUAGAAAUUCUCGAUUAUUUAUUUUUGUAUUAUUCACAUUUGGUUUGCAGACGGUUUGGUAAUGUAGAGGUUUUUUUUUUUUCUUCUUUUUAUAUAACAGCAACAUGUUCCCUUUAAAUGUGUCUUAAGGGAUUCCAUCCUGUACUGACUUUGUAAAUUAGAUUGUUCAUGGUUGUACAGAGAAGACUUUUUUUUUUUUUUAAUAAUAGAUGAAAGUGAUCUCUUACCAUCCUGUGGAAAAGAAAUGAAUGUCUGUCCUUAAACACGCUGCAAUAAAUGAGUUUGUGAACUGAUUGGAAA
Messenger RNA from Fundulus heteroclitus (mummichog), 8166 nucleotides. RefSeq names its product DENN/MADD domain containing 4C (gene dennd4c). Gene Ontology annotation, cellular component: cytoplasmic vesicle; ESCRT I complex. Gene Ontology annotation, biological process: regulation of Rab protein signal transduction. Gene Ontology annotation, molecular function: protein binding. The record is from RefSeq and is a predicted model, not a curated record. NCBI's taxonomy places the organism in Eukaryota, Metazoa, Chordata, Actinopteri, Cyprinodontiformes, Fundulidae.